AAGGUACCUAAACAUGGCUUGACUUCUUUAAAGGAGUUAAUGCAUCAGAUUACAGACAGUUGUGUCUUUCUGUUGUAUGAACUCAACUCACCAAGUAAUUGGUGGCUGCAGAGGAAAGUUGGCAAGUAGGCAGGAAGUUUGCAUGUCAGACGCCUGUGGUUAGCCCCCUACUGCCCGCCUACACUUCCUUAGACAGGAAGCGCAGGCCAGGUAAACCGUGGUGUACAGCACCACACAGAAGGCAAGGCAAGGCAACUUUAUUUAUAUAAUGCAUUUCAUGCACUUGCGCAACUCAACAAGACGUGUCAAAACCGCAAACAUGAAGAAAGACUGUUACUGAGCAGAAGUCUGUCAAAUGAGGAGGGCACAAGCCCCGCCUGUGCUCUGAAAAUGUCUGAUGUCACUCGCUGACGCUAUGAAAAGUUAAGACCCUGGCGAGAAAGCUUCAUUUGCUCUCUGAGCAGGACAUUACUGGAGUCUCACAGAGGACACAAUAGAACAUGGGUUUGCUGUUGGUGAUGAUGAGCUGUGUGACAUCUCUUUCUGUGGUGAUUCUGCUCACAAAUCAAGGUGUGUGUGAUGAGGAGUGGAGUGUCACUUACCGGCCUGAGAGCACCUGUGCUUUUGUGGGGGAUUCAGUGACCAUGUCCUGCUCUUACACCCACCCCAGUGACCUGACUAUCACUGAAGUUUACUGGACAAAACAACUCGCUAAUGAUACUCUUCCUAUUCAUGAGGACCCAGAGUACAGCAACAGAAUCAGUGAGGAUUGUAAACAGGGAAAUAAAAGAUGUAAUUUACGUAUAGACUCAUUGACUAAAUUAGAUUUUGGUGAGUAUUACUGCAGGAUAACAACAAGCUAUGUAGGCCAGAACUGGACUGGAAGACCAGGGAUUUAUCUGGAUGUUAAAGACCCCCCACAGACAUCAGUGUCCAUCAGUCCCCAUGGUAACAUACAGGAAGGCACAGACGUGACUCUGACCUGCACCAGCACAUCUGAUCUACCAGUGAGGAGCUACAGCUGGCACAAGACUGGUAGCCGUGGAGCUCAGGGGACUGGAAAAACAUACACCAUCAAACACAUCACACCUGAAGACAUUGGACAAUAUUACUCUAUUUCAAAAUAUGAAUGUGGCUUCCUAUUCUCAUCUACUCAUCUCCAGGUUUUAUAUUCCCCAAAGCACACCACAGUAUUCACUACACCUUCAGGUGUGAUAACCAAGGGCAGUUCAGUGACUCUGACCUGCAGCAGUGAUGCCAACCCAACAGUGGAGAACUACACCUGGUUUAAGGUGAACGAGUCCACUCCAGUAGGAUCAGGACAGCAGUACAGCAUCACUAACAUCAGCUCUGAGGAUGGAGGACAGUACUACUGUGAGGCCAAGAAUACAUAUGGAGCUGAGGACUCUACUGCUGUGUCAAUCAUGGAAGGUAUCAGUGAUGGAGGACAGUACUACUGUGAGACGAGGAAUACAUAUGGAGUUGGGAACUCAUCUAUUGUGUCAGUCAUAGUUGAAGCAGGAGAGCAGAGUCCUGCAAUGACUGCUGUGAUAACAGUCUCUGUCUGUGGACUACUGGGUCUCUUCUGUGGGGUUUUCUGGCUGAGCAAGAAAUGCAAGAAAGAGAUGUUGGCAAAAGGAAGGAAUGAACAGGUUGGCUAUUUCUGUCUUCUUUGUAAGGAUGCCGGUGAUUCUGUUGGCAAUACCCAAACGGAGAACCCUAACACCAUCCAGAUGACUUCAGCUGGCCAGAGUCUGAAAACCAACACCAUGCAACCUGAUGCAGUUUAUCAAGGCCUGGAUCCCAACACCAUCCAACCUGAUGCAGUUUAUCAAGGCCUGGAUCCCAACACCACACAACCUGAUGCAGUUUAUCAGAACCUGAACCCCAACACCACCAAACCUGAUGCCGUUUAUCAAGGCCUGGACCCCAACACCAUCCAACCUGAUGCAGUUUAUCAGAGCCUGAACCCCAACACCACCCAACCUGAUGCAGUUUAUCAGAGCCUGGACCCCAACACCACCCAACCUGAUGCAGUUUAUCAGAGUCUAAACCCCAACACCAACCAACCUGAUGCAGUUUACCAGAGCCUGAACCCCAACACCACCUAACCUGAGCAAGUCUACCAAACCCUAAAGAAAAAUACCUCUAAAUCUCGUUCUGUCAUCCUCAUCCACAAAUGCACAAUUCCCAUAACAUGAUUGUGUAAGAAAAAAUAUAAGAGCUCAGUCCUGAAGCAUGACUGCACCCAUUUUGUUGAGAAACAUGUUUUAGCUCAUUGCUAUGGAUUCUAAUACAGGUUUGUAAAGAGUAGAAAUAGUUUUUUUUCUGUUGUUUUGUUUGAAUAAUUCAGUUGACAGUAU
This is a messenger RNA of Clupea harengus (Atlantic herring), 2363 nucleotides long. Its product is annotated as B-cell receptor CD22-like. Gene Ontology annotation, cellular component: membrane. The record is from RefSeq and is a predicted model, not a curated record. The transcript is spliced from 8 exons. NCBI's taxonomy places the organism in Eukaryota, Metazoa, Chordata, Actinopteri, Clupeiformes, Clupeidae. Gene Ontology annotation, biological process: cell-cell adhesion. The coding region runs from base 501 to 2111 and encodes 536 amino acids.